Molecule: messenger RNA, 828 nt
Organism: Danaus chrysippus (African queen)
Lineage: Eukaryota; Metazoa; Arthropoda; Insecta; Lepidoptera; Nymphalidae
Source: the annotation of a GenBank genome assembly
AUGACUUCAGCUCUUUACCUGGAACAUUAUCUGGAUAGCUUGCAACAUUUGCCAAUAGAAUUACAAAGGAAUUUUAAGUUAAUGAGAGACCUCGAUGAUAGGGCUCACGGCUUAAUGAGGACAAUUGAUCUUAUGGCCGAUGAAUUAUUACCGAAUAUUCCAAAAAUGGACGAAGAAACAAAAAAAGAAAAGGUAAAUACAAUUCAGGGGUUGUUCAAUAAAGCUAAAGAGUAUGGAGACGAUAAAGUCCAGCUUGCUAUCCAAACAUACGAACUUGUUGAUAAGCACAUACGUCGCCUUGAUUCUGACCUCGCACGAUUUGAAUCCGAAAUUCAAGAGAAAGUAAUGAAUUCGCGCGCGGCGCAACACGCUGCUACUGAUCAGGAGAGCAAUCCGGCGACUGUGAAGAAAGGCAGGAAGAAACAUAAAGGAAGCGAGAAAACAGCUGCCACAACUGGAAAGAAAAAACGGACUGGUGCUUCAAGCGAAGAAGACGCCGUGGCUAGUGGUCGAUCGGCUGCGAAGAAAAAGGCUCAAAGAAAGGGUACAACCACGACUACUACAACCCUAGCCAAAGAACAAGAAGAAAACGCGGAUCUGGAUUCAGUGGCUGGUAUGGCACAUCCAAGCGACGUUCUCGACAUGCCCGUGGACCCCAACGAACCAACAUAUUGUCUCUGCCACCAAGUCUCGUACGGUGAGAUGAUAGGUUGCGAUAAUCCCGACUGUCCCAUCGAGUGGUUCCACUUCGCCUGCGUAGACCUCAAAAUCAAACCCAAAGGCAAAUGGUACUGUCCCAAGUGUACACAGGAUCGGAAAAAGAAAUGA